GUCAUCGAUGAAGCCAGUCAGGUUAGCUUUAUUUUGGAAUCUCUGCUAGAGAGUUUCCUGCAAUUUAGGAGCAAUGCUGUUAUGAAUAAGAUUGCUUAUACCCUUACCAUCCUUCUCAACGAGCUACAGACUUUCGAGUCUCUGAUGAAAAUCAAGGGACAGAAGGGAGAGGCAAAUGUUGCUACUUUCACAAGAAAGUUCCAUAGGGGUUCGACCUCUGGAACUAAGUCUAUGCCUUCUUCAUCUGGCAAUAAGAAGUGGAAGAAGAAGAAGGGUGGCCAAGGAAAUAAAGCUAACCUCGCUGCUGUUAAAACGACCAAGAAAGCCAAGGCUGCAAAGGGAAUAUGUUUCCAUUGCAACCAAGAGGGACAUUGGAAGAGAAACUGUCCCAAGUACUUGGCAGAAAAGAAGAAGGCCAAACAAGGGAAUUAGUUCCUGACGGCAGUUGGAGACUGGAGAGAUGACGAUGCGAGUUGAACUGGGCAUGUCGUCUCAGCAAUUGCAGUGGGAGGGCUUCGACUUUGUUUACAGAAAUCUUUUCUUUUAUUAGAAAAUGUAUAUGUUGUUCCUGAUUUAAAAAGGAACUUGAUUUCUGUAAAGUGCUUACUAGAACAAUCUUACUCGUUAACUUUUAAUGUAA
Messenger RNA from Cucumis melo (muskmelon), 640 nucleotides. RefSeq lists its product as uncharacterized. The transcript is spliced from 2 exons. Gene Ontology annotation, molecular function: nucleic acid binding; zinc ion binding. The record is from RefSeq and is a predicted model, not a curated record. Lineage: Eukaryota; Viridiplantae; Streptophyta; Magnoliopsida; Cucurbitales; Cucurbitaceae. Bases 82 to 432 code for a protein of 116 amino acids.